UUGUGGAGCAAGAUUUCUUGCGCGCCCGCUGCAUGGCGGACGAUGGGGAGGGGUUGCGAUCCAGGCGGCUGCCCGUGCGGCGCCUCAAGGCGACGAUCGUCCAGAAGGUGGAGAUGAACCGGGUCACGAUCAUCCUCGCCGAGACUGGCUCAGGAAAGAGCUCGCAAGUCCCGCAAAUGCUGCUCGAGGAAGGGUUCGCCCCCAUUCUGUGCACGCAGCCGAGAAGGCUUGCCGUGGUCGCCGUGUCCAAAAUGGUGGCCGAGGAGCGAGGCUGCGAGCUUGGACAAGAAGUUGGAUUUCACAUUGGUCAGAUGAAUAGGACAAGUUCCAGCUCCAAAAUCGUCUUCCAGACUGCCGGUGUUCUUCUAGAGGAGAUCAAAUCGAAAUGCGUGGCUGCUCUUUCUCACUACAAGGUGGUCAUACUGGAUGAAAUCCACGAGAGGUCUGUGGAGUCAGAUAUGGUUCUUUGUUGCGUCAAGAUCUUGCUCUUUCGGAACAAGAACACACGUCUGGUGCUCAUGUCUGCCACCGCUGACUUUAAACGCUAUGAAAACUAUUUUGCCGAGCUUGGCGAAACAGUUGAGAAGCUGGCUGUCUCGAACUUGGCCUCGAAGAUCCAGCAACAUCUGUUCCAGUGCAGCGUGAAGUAUCUCGACCAGGUCGUACAACAACUUGGAAACAAGGAAGAGCACUUGUCUGUAAUGAACUCGUUGGAGCAAAACCCCUCUCCCUGUAAGACCGGGACUGAUAUUGGGAUGGAGAUACAGCACCUGAUUUUCGAUCUUAUCGCUCACAUCCACAAAGAUGAGCCUGAUCGCAAGAAGGGAAUUCUGGUCUUCCUGCCAACUUAUCGUGCCUUGGAAGAGCAGUGGUCUCCCCUCACGCAACGGGCACUGGAUGUGGAGAUAUUUGUGCUCCACAGUAGCAUUGACAUCGACCAAUCUUUGGAAGCAAUGGAGGCGUACCAUUCAGUGAGGAAGGUGAUUCUUGCGACUGAUGUCGCCGAGUCUUCAAUUACAAUCCCGGGAGCAUCGUUCGUCAUCGACUCAUGCCGCUGCCUAGAAGUGUUUUGGAACUCGAAAAUGAAGAGAGACGCUCCCCGGAUUGUCUGGGAGUCGAACUCACAGGCUGAACAACGUAAGGGACGCACAGGGCGUACCUGCGAUGGGACUGUCUUUCGCAUGGUGCCGCGAACAAUGUACGCGACAUUCAACAAGUUUGAGGUUCCCGCAAUGCAGCUCUUGUCUUUACGAAAGCAAGUACUGUCACUGUUUUGUGCUGAAGCACGAGCUUUGAAUGAUGCGUUGGCAUUCUUCGAUAAAUGCCUGAAUCCACCACAUCCAGACACUGUUUAUGAUGCUUUGGAGUCACUUGAAGCACUGAACGCUCUACAGCCCGAUGCUAGAGGGAAGAAGUUGCCGACUCCAUACGGACGAAUACUUGCGUCUCUUCCACUAUCUUUGGAGGCUUCUAUGCUUGUCAUGGAGGGCUGCGAACGCGGGUACCUGAAUGAGUGUGCUGUCAUAGCUUCUGUGCUAGACACUACGCCGAGUCCGAUUAUCCUACCUUUCGGAGCACACUAUUCUUUUCAGUACUUCCAGGAAUCACAAAAUGGUGUCAGGCAAUCUCGUCAAGCUGCUCUUCUUGGCAACCUCUGCGCGUUUGAAUUCUGGCAGUGCGUCUUGAAGGACAACUAUCGAUGGCAAAAGCUAUCGCACGAAUUUUUAUCCUCAACGAUCGUCACCGUUCAUGGAGAGGAGUCGGAGAAGGAAUUCUGCAAACAGCAUCACCUUUCUUUGUUUUCACUCAACGCUGUCGCUGAGCUCUCUAGUUGCGUGCUAGAAGUUAUGCAUCGGUGGAGACCACAGUCAAUAAAGCUUCUAACAGGACCUCCAUCUUAUUAUACGGCUUUCUCCUUCCAGCACCUCUGCUUUCAUAGCCAAGACGACGAGUCGUGCCUGGGACUUCCGUAUGUUUCAAAUGGGAGCUUCCACAACGAGAAUAACCAGUCAGAUUUGCUGAAGAUCAUUGUGGAGACUCAAGCAAGAUACUUAGAACCGCAGAGUAAUUACGAGUCAAUCCAUUUUCCUAAAGAAGAGGACGGGAAAGUGCAGUGCGUGUACUUCCGUAGAGGCUCUUGCGCUAAAGGAAACGGCUGUGAGUUCUCACACUCCGUCUCUUCCACGCCAGUAUGCAAGUUUUUCUUGUCCGGGGAUGGAUGUCGCUAUGGUGCUCAUUGUCGAUAUAAGCACGACUCGGAUGUUCCACGCUGGGACAAUCGUCUUGAGCUUGACGAAGACGUAGCUCAGUUUCCUACGGUGCUGUGUUCUUCCACUCGAAACUUGGAGGGCACCAUGCUAGUUUUUGGAAGGCAGGCACUGUCUUAUAUCCAUCAGCUGCAAGAUCUUGCUACUGCAUCCAUCGCGGUAGCUUGCAACGAAGGUUCUCAGCUAGUAGCAGAGAAGUAUGAUUCAUCUCUCUCUACCGUGAUCCUGGACUUGCCUUCGAGAAUCCAGAUCCUUUGGGGGCUCAACGCAUCGUCUUUGGUUACUUCCUCCGCGGAAGAAGCGAGAGAGCUCCCAGACUGGACGAAAGUCAAGUGCAUCGUCUUGAACUUUCCACUCAGGAGCAUCAGCGAUCCAGAUCAACACAAGGCGUUCUUCCAGGAGAUUUUCCACUUCUUGGCAGUGACGCACCGCAAGCUCAACUUACUCCACAGUGGACUUGUGCUGCUUCUCACUAUGACCAACAUCGAAUUUUGCCAGUGCCAGGUAGAACGAGCUGGUCGAGAGAAUUUCCUCUUCCUCCAGUCCUCCACGGCAGUGGAUCCAGCGUUUUUCAAGGGGAGCUCUAUCCGACCGCCAGUAAAGCUCGUCACUUACAUCUUCAAGCUCGUGUUUCCCCGGAGGUUUCUUUGAUGAGGUUAUCUUCGUUUUGUUCCCGCCCGGAAUUUUAUCUGCACCGUCGGAUCUAUUUCAAAUUUUUGCCUGUCCUAGAACAGGAGCGACCUGGGAAUCCAUCAAGAAUGCCGAGGUCUACUCUCCAAAUCCGAUACUCAUCGUCCGUGGCGACCAAACAGGCAAGCAGCAGUGGCAAAAUCCCCUCGGCAU
Messenger RNA from Selaginella moellendorffii, 3110 nucleotides. RefSeq names its product DExH-box ATP-dependent RNA helicase DExH8. Gene Ontology annotation, cellular component: nucleolus; intracellular anatomical structure. The coding region runs from base 33 to 2918 and encodes 961 amino acids. The record is from RefSeq and is a predicted model, not a curated record. Lineage: Eukaryota; Viridiplantae; Streptophyta; Lycopodiopsida; Selaginellales; Selaginellaceae. Gene Ontology annotation, molecular function: RNA binding; metal ion binding; ATP binding. Gene Ontology annotation, biological process: maturation of SSU-rRNA from tricistronic rRNA transcript (SSU-rRNA, 5.8S rRNA, LSU-rRNA). The transcript is spliced from 13 exons.